Messenger RNA from Bufo bufo (common toad), 2587 nucleotides. It is a transcript of the gene EPN2, whose product is annotated as epsin 2. The transcript is spliced from 11 exons. NCBI's taxonomy places the organism in Eukaryota, Metazoa, Chordata, Amphibia, Anura, Bufonidae. Gene Ontology annotation, molecular function: clathrin binding; phospholipid binding. The coding region runs from base 526 to 2319 and encodes 597 amino acids. Gene Ontology annotation, cellular component: endosome; clathrin vesicle coat; plasma membrane. The record is from RefSeq and is a predicted model, not a curated record. Gene Ontology annotation, biological process: endocytosis.
UCCCUUCGCUGCCUCACAUCUCCCUGCCGCCCUGUCUGGGGCGCAAUAGUCACCCGAUCCCUUCUCACCCUGUGGCCCUCUGAGGUCUCACCCUGAGCUGGGAGGGGUGGGGGGAGAGGAGCACCCUCCCUGCCCCCUCUGCACACAGUCACAGGAGACCCUGCUUGGCACAGAGAAGACCCCUGCAAGAAGGACAGAGUCCAGUGGGGGGAAGUAGAAUUCAAAAGAGAUGUCCUUAUAAAGACUCCGCCAUGGUCGCCUGCACCGGGAAGUGGCCCUUAAAUAACGGGAUGACGAUUGGUGCAAGGUUCUGGGAUCCCAUGAUGUAUAUUGGCUGAGGAGAUGCUUUUAACCAAAAUUAGACCACAUUUCUUGUCAUGUGUGGAAACACCCAGUGACUUCUCCUUCGGAGGAUUUCCUUUCUUGGCCUUCAACGUGAGGAGCCGGGGUAUCUCAGACAUUUUUUGAUUUCUUUUAUUAAGAAUUUGAGCUGUUUUUAAAAAAUUUUUUUUAUCAAUUACAAAAAUGACGACCUCGUCCAUAAGGAGACAGAUGAAGAACAUUGUAAAUAAUUAUUCAGAGGCAGAGAUUAAAGUUAGAGAAGCCACGUCCAAUGAUCCUUGGGGUCCCUCCAGCUCCCUCAUGACGGAGGUCGCCGACUUGACUUAUAACGUGGUGGCUUUUUCGGAAAUCAUGAGCAUGAUCUGGAAGAGGCUGAAUGACCACGGCAAGAACUGGAGACAUGUUUACAAGGCCUUGACCCUGCUGGACUAUCUUAUCAAGACCGGCUCGGAGAGAGUGUCCCACCAGUGCAAAGAAAACAUAUUUGCCAUACAGACGCUCAAAGACUUCCAGUACAUCGACCGGGAUGGGAAAGACCAAGGGAUUAACGUCAGGGAAAAGUCCAAACAGUUGGUGAGCCUCUUGAAGGACGACGAGAGGUUGAAGGGCGAAAGGGCCCAGGCACUUAAGACCAAAGAGCGAAUGGCUCAGGUGGCCACAGGAGUCGGAAGCAGCAACCAGAUCAGUUUUGGCCGCGGUUCUAGCCAACCCAACCUGUCCACCAGCUACUCUGAACAAGACUAUGGGAAAUCCGGUGGCUCUCCGGCAUCUUACCAUGGAUUCAUGUGUGACGUCCUAUCAGCUACCUCCCCCCGAGCCUCUUCGGAGCUGGAACAGGCUCGACCACAGACGAGCGGAGAGGAGGAACUGCAGUUACAGCUGGCGCUCGCCAUGAGCAGAGAGGUGGCAGAACAGGAGGAGCGAAUCCGACGAGGAGACGACUUACGACUUCAGAUGGCGUUAGAGGAAAGCAGGAAGGACAAUAUCAAAGCCCCGAAAAAGAAACCGCAACCACAGACUUCAUUGUUGGACCUCAUGGAUGCUUUGCCUUCAGGGGCCCCAACACCUCAGAAGUCAGAACCUUGGGCGGCAGUGUCAGCAACAGCAUCAAGUAACCAGCAAGACCCCUGGGGGGGAUCAGCCGCCCGCUCCACUGGCAUAAAUACCUGGCAGUCUUUUGCAGGUACAAAACCCUCCGUCAACAGCGAUCCCUGGGGAUCAAGUUCCGCUUCUGCAUCACAGCCUCUUCCAAAAAAACAGGAUCCCUGGGCACCUCCACAGGCGGCGGGCACGGCUAAUUCCACAGCAGACCCCUGGGGACCUGCUCCAGGAGUUAAAACAAGUACAAGCACAGGAGGUUCUUCUUUUGACCCCUUCAGCAAUUUAAAUGGGACGGCAAAAGAUGAUUUCUCCGAGUUUGACAGCCUGCGAUCCUCCUCCAAAGUCUCAGCCGACUCCAUAUCGACUUUACCAUCCUUGCGCAGCGGCACCACAAGUCCUGAUCUCUUCGACUCGCAGACCACCAUUACCACCAGCAUCGGCAAACAGACCAUAGCUCGGAAAACCCCAGAGUCCUUCCUGGGACCCAACGCUGCCUUAGUGAACCUGGAAACGCUGGUCACCAUGCCUGCUCAGCCUGCCCCCACAUUUAACCCAUUCUUGGCAUCAGGAACCUCUACGCAGGGAUCUGCUCCGGUCGUCAACCCUUUCCAGGUCAACCAGCCACAAGCUCUCACCCUCAACCAGCUGCGUUCCAGCCCAAUGAUGGGAGUCAGUCCGUCCUUUAACACCGUGCCAGCCAUGGCUCCAGAGGUCUCCGUACCGCCGCCAUUACUGGGGAUGUCCACGUUACCCGCCAUACCACCAACGGGACUUGGGAUUAACAUGAACAUGGCAGCCACCUUGCCCCACCACAGCUCGGCCAUCCCACCCUCCACAGCCCAAGCCAUGAAUGUCACCAAUCCUUUCUUGCUAUGAAGGUCGCAGGAUAUUGGCCAUUGUGUACGGUAAAACACUACACACCGCUAAACUGUCGUCGUCUUCUUCCGGCCCCCGAGGGUAACGUCUGGCGGUUCCGUCCUGCGGUGCUGUGGGGGUGAUGUGGGCAAAGCGUUCUAUCACAUCCGAUCCAACAUGGACACCAAAGCUGGACCUCGGCUUCCUGUCUGUCGCUUGUCACGUGGAUCGUGGUCGUCUUUUUUUCCACCGAGGCUCCGUCGCUCACACUGGGAAGGAGACAAAAAAA